Messenger RNA from Ciona intestinalis (vase tunicate), 1417 nucleotides. Lineage: Eukaryota; Metazoa; Chordata; Ascidiacea; Phlebobranchia; Cionidae. The record is from RefSeq.
CGAAGCUCAGUGCGAGUUACAAACCUAUAAUGACGUCAUCAGAUAGUAAGUUAGCAGGUAUGACGUCAUCAGAAUCAAUUGAAACAUGUGCAGUAAAGAUGGCGCUAAUAGAGCAUGGUUUAUGGUCGAGGUUUCACGCGUUUGUCAACGAGAUGAUUGUGACAAAAAAUGGACGACGAAUGUUUCCGGUUCUUAAAACAUCGAUUACGGGACUUGAUCCAACUGCGAUGUAUUCCGUCAUGCUUGACUUUGUACCCGUGGAUAACAAUAGAUGGAAAUAUGUGAACGGUGAGUGGAUCCCCGGGGGAAAACCCGAACCCCAUGUUUCGUCAUGUGCUUAUAUUCACCCCGAUUCACCCAACUUUGGUUCGCACUGGAUGAAACAACCCGUUGGUUUCAGUCGCGUCAAACUUACUAAUAAAGCUACAGGGAACCCCCAGCAAAUAAUGUUGAACUCUCUGCAUAAAUACGAACCCAGGAUCCACAUCAUGCGCGUUGGGGGCGCUGAAUCGCAACAAGUCGUUGCCUCGCAUUCAUUUCAGGAGACAAGGUUCAUUGCUGUUACUGCUUACCAAAACGAAGAUGUUACUUCGCUCAAGAUAAAAUAUAAUCCUUUCGCCAAAGCUUUCCUCGACGCAAAGGAGAGCCGCUCAGGGAGUGAAAAUUAUUUUAAAGAUUCAACGAAAGCGGGUUCGUCGCAAAAUUAUUCGAGAGCGAACACAUGGACGGCAAAUCAAAGCAACCCAACAUUCAAUCAAUGUCAGUAUGAAUCAGGGAUUCCCCCAUUCCAUUACCCCAUCCCAAACCAACCGAAAACAACAAGAGAGCGGCGCAUGAGCCGCACACAAAGAAGCCAUCCCUACAAACCAUCCACAACGCAAAUUUAUCAAGAUUUCCAACCAACCAAUUACCCCGCCCUACCAAACGACCAAUGGCAAUCAAGUAUCGAAGGUCAUGAACUCGAUGAGGGACACUUUAGUCUCGAACCAGUCUCUGUAGAUGACGUCACCGCCUUAGGAUUCGACACCCCGCAUCAGGGUUUUGCAACAAACGAUCUUCUUUCAAUAGAGCCUUCCUAUUCGUUAGAUUAUCCUCAAUUCACGACCACGUGGUCCUACCCGACCAAUCACAUGCCAGGAUAUGUUUCAAACAGUCCAAUCAGAAGCCUGGAACAACCGGAGUACUUUUAUAGAGGCUAUGACGUAUCACAGCAAAAUUACGUCACGAUGACGUCAGCAGAUGUUAGUAAUGUGACGUCAUCAUUAUACGAAACUCCGUCACCGGGGGUCAUGCAAAGGCCACAAGAAGAUUUUUCAAUCGCGUAUACGCCGCUUACGCCACCUUCUUUGUGACGUCACAAUGCGAAUAUAAUUAUCGAUUGUUUCGUGAAAUAACAUUAAAAUAUGAACACAUGUUG